Messenger RNA from Parnassius apollo (apollo), 615 nucleotides. The record is from the annotation of a GenBank genome assembly. NCBI's taxonomy places the organism in Eukaryota, Metazoa, Arthropoda, Insecta, Lepidoptera, Papilionidae.
AUGCGAACCGCCAGCCGAGCGCAAGGUGCUGUACGACCACCCAGCAGCCCCUCGCAUCCAUCAUCCCCACCAGCUGGCUUGGUGUUGGCAGGGUUUUCGCGGGCCCAGCAAUCGGCACCCGCCACUGGUGGAGUACGCCGCAUGCGUUGGACAACCCAGAUGAACAGCAACGCAUUGCGGGCGUAUUUUAGUGCGAAAGGGGGAGAAACUGGAGGUUUUGCGUAUCGGGCAAGGAUGCAUCGACUUUUUUCUGAGCUGGAGCCAUCUGUAACCGUCACCGAGCAAAACCUGGCAGACCGAGUUCGGUAUAUCUUGCGCUCAAAUACAUUUGAUGUCAUCGAACUCGAACGGCUACGACGUGAGGCUGUUCCAUCAUCGGGUGAAAAUGCUGCGGCUGAGGAUGCGGCGUCACAACUUGCUGAGCAAACGGCAAAUGUGAAUGCCGCCGUAAAUACGCCAGUUGUGGUUGAUUCAAACAAUGAUGGAACAGUCGCCCAGGAACUGGAACUAGAGCAAAUGAGGAGUACAUUGGAAGAGGCGAUGCCAGGCUCUACUGGGACCGGGCCAUCAUCACAGACAAGACUAUUCUUGCGAAUAAGCCUGAUAUUGUGCUGA